UCGAUUUAUUUUGCCAUCCCUAGUUUAAUUUCCAAAAUUGACAAUAGGUUUUUGUGGCAAAAGUCUAUUCAUUUGCUUUACUUACGUGUCUCAAAUUAAAAAAAACAAUAUGGUUGACGAACCAUUAGAGCCAUUGGAACCCAGUUUGCAAAAUUUGAUUGAUCAACAGUCGUUGAAAUGGAUCUUUGUUGGUGGCAAAGGAGGUGUGGGCAAGACUACAUGCAGCUCUAGUUUGGCCGUACAAUUGGCCAAAAAGCGUGAUUCGGUGCUUAUUAUAUCGACAGAUCCGGCUCACAAUAUAUCAGAUGCGUUCGAUCAGAAGUUCACAAAGGUUCCAACUAAGGUUAAUGGCUUUGACAACUUAUUUGCCAUGGAAAUAGAUCCAAAUGCUGGUCUCAAUGAGCUUCCUGAAGAGUAUUUCGAUGGCGAGAAUGAGGCACUACGUGUCGGCAAGGGUGUAAUGCAGGAGAUGAUUAAUGCCCUGCCCGGCAUCGAUGAGGCCAUGAGCUAUGCCGAGGUAAUGAAACUGGUCAAGGGCAUGAAUUUCUCCGUAGUGGUCUUUGAUACGGCACCGACUGGUCACACAUUACGCUUGAUUGCCUUCCCACAAGUGGUGGAGAAGGGUCUGGGCAAGUUGCUGCGUCUUAAAAUGAAGGUGGCUCCAAUACUAACGCAAUUCGUAUCCAUGCUGGGCAUGACAGAUGUCAGUGCAGACUCCUUAUCCCAGAAACUGGAUGAUAUGCUGCGUGUCAUAUCCCAGGUCAAUGAACAGUUUCAAAAUCCGGAUCAAACCACUUUUGUUUGCGUGUGUAUAGCGGAAUUUUUCUCCCUCUAUGAAACCGAACGUCUUGUCCAGGAGUUAACCAAAUGCGGCAUUGAUGUCCACAAUAUAAUUGUCAAUCAAUUGCUCUAUACUCAUAAGUCCUGCUCCAUGUGUACUUCCCGCUUCAAGAUCCAAGAGAAAUAUCUGGAUCAGAUUGCCGAUUUGUAUGAAGACUUCCAUGUGAUUAAAUUGCCACUGUUGGAGAAGGAAGUUCGUGGAUCGGACGGCAUUAAGGCAUUCUCCGAGCACCUCAUCACUCCCUACGAACCUCCAGCAACUAAUGACCAGAAGUAGCAAGUGAUUUAGUUUAACUAUCUAAAAUGUAAACUAAAUCCCAAAACAAAAAAUGCAUCCGUAAUAAAAUUCUAUAAAACUGUCUA
Drosophila willistoni is the source of this 1203-nucleotide messenger RNA. RefSeq names its product ATPase ASNA1 homolog. NCBI's taxonomy places the organism in Eukaryota, Metazoa, Arthropoda, Insecta, Diptera, Drosophilidae. Gene Ontology annotation, molecular function: ATP hydrolysis activity; ATP binding. Bases 110 to 1117 code for a protein of 335 amino acids. The record is from RefSeq and is a predicted model, not a curated record. The transcript is spliced from 4 exons. Gene Ontology annotation, cellular component: GET complex. Gene Ontology annotation, biological process: post-translational protein targeting to endoplasmic reticulum membrane.